CACUGCACAGGGUCACCUUGUGAUCCAUGUGGACAGGACCUCCUGCCUUCUGUGCCACCACUGCCCUUUGAACCAUAUGCCCAGGGUGACUGGAUGCCUUUUACCAGUCAGGUGCAAUUUGAACUUGCUGAAUUUUUGUACAAGAGUGUACAGAUGUCUGCUGGCAAGACAGAUACAUUGAUGGAUAUUUUGGCCUCACUGUACGAUCACCAGGACCCACCAUUUGUGUUGCAUGAUGAGUUAUACAAGUCUAUUGAUGCUAUACCAUAUGGUGACUGCCCUUGGCAGUCAUUUUCAGUGAAGUACUCAGGCCCAUUGCCCAAGGACCCACUGUCUUGGAUGUUGGCAGACUAUGAUGUAUGGUACCAAGAUCCACCAAGUCUACUUGAACAACAAUUUGGAAAUCCAGAAUUUGCUGAUUCAAUUGACUACACUGCAAAAGUGAAUGAAAAUGGCCAGUGUGAGGUCUGUGACCUCAUGUCAGGUCAGUGGGCAUGGGAUCAGUCUGAACUUAUUGCCCAGGAUCCAGAUACACAUGGGGCCACAUUUGCACCUAUCAUACUAGGCAGCGACAAGACAACAGUCAGCAUAGGCACUGGAAACAUGGAAUAUUACCCACUAUACAUAUCCCUUGGAAAUGUUCACAACUGUGUCCAUCACUCUCAUGGCAGUGCCCUGUCCAUUUUGGCCUUUCUGUCCAUCCUCAAAAGUAAGUGUCCAUCUGGUGGAAUGCACUGCAAUGUCAUAUGCUGUACACCACAGUGGCAGGGUGGGCCAGCAUGA
Molecule: messenger RNA, 783 nt
Organism: Pisolithus orientalis
Lineage: Eukaryota; Fungi; Basidiomycota; Agaricomycetes; Boletales; Pisolithaceae
Exons: 3
Source: RefSeq, a predicted model, not a curated record